GGAAGAUUAGCCUCUCCAGGUCUCCUCGUGGUCGUGUUGACAGUGCUCUGUGCUUUAUUGAUUUUUCUUAAUUGACACGCGGUACUGUGCGCAUCGGUAACAGAAUACUACCUGGUGAGGGAAUUCAACAGUGAACCGCUUGGGAGGCUUGCAUUUCCAUCGCCAAUAUAAAUGAGCGGACAUACUACAACUGCUCUCAGGUAGAGUACAGGAUUGCAUGUGUGAGGAACAUGUUACCACGUAUAUACACCAAGCACUUAGGAAGUGAAAUGCGGGGGCUGGGAAAGAAGCGGGCGUAAUGCCACCUGGUGGUCAGAUUGCUAUGACAACGGGACACUGAGGAAACUAUAUGGGAUCGCUUGCCAGAUGUCAAUUAGGCAGUUUUUUUAUCAACGCAGUAAAAAUAUCAGUGUAGCAGAGGAACCGCCUGUGAGUUGCUACUGGUAUGCGUAUGCAAUGUUGUCACAUAAAAAAAAAACCGAUGUGAUCAUAACCAUGGUUUUUAUGGUACUGAAAAAAGGAUUGUUUCAAUUACAAAUACUAAUUGAUUCAAAUGGAUUCCUGCUCGUUUUAACAACAGGAAAUGCUGUCUAAAACAAAGUAGACAUCAAACAAGUUCAGCAAACAACUGAACAGGCAACUUGAGGUAAUAUCAUUUUGUCACUUGCAAAGGAUAUUGACCGUGCUAAAAUAUUGAAAGAAAAACAGUAGAGAAUACUAAAUACAAAAAAUACAGCUGGAGGCACUUGGUGGUAACAGCCACACGCGCCAUGCCAGUACACUGCAAAGAGUGUGGUCGAACUACAGUAAAAUCACGAUGAGAGGCCCAUAGUAACGAGCUUACUCUUCAGCACGUCUGUUAUAAUAUAAAAACAUUAUCAUUAUCAUUCAGGUAAUACUACGGCUAAAGACAAAAGGGAAGUUUCUACCGAUAGCAGUCGAUACAAUGGAGUAAUAAUAUUUAAACACUGUUUGCAUGAUGUGACAAAACAAUAUUGAUUUGGCAACUCUGUGUGAGGGGUUUCAUUUCUGGCCUUCUUGCCUCGCGUUGUUGCAUACAUUGAUUUGUUUCUCCAGAAAGAGCGUUGUAUUUUGGGUUUUUUUUUUGGUUGUUUUUAAAAUGCUGCAAAGACAAUGUUUUAUUAAUCUUGGGAAGCAACUUUAGAAAAAAGUUUUGAUAUGACGUUAAAGUACCAAUUGAAGCGCAGAUACUGUUGGGAAACGGCAGUGGUUUACAAAUAACUGCCCAUUUAUUAUCAUCGCGUAUAAAAAAGAAGGGAACGGCCAACGGGUACUGCCUACAAAAAGUAUAGGCAUAUAAGAGUGAUGAAAUCGCCAGAUAAUCGUGAUUAUUGGAUCUUUCGAGCAUUCGCUAUGAUACUUACAUGGAUGCUAUUCACACGAACAGACGCUGCCCAAAAUACGAGUGGACUGUUGGAUAUGGUGCGUGACAUUGUAUAAGAUACUAGGAAAAUAUUACAUAUUUCACUCUCAGCAGUCACUGAAUAGCACGCUGAAAUUUACGGAGAUCAUUCGUAGGAGGAAAGCACCUGUUAGUACAAUAGUGAGCUGGCGCCGGGUGGAGAUUUGGUAGGUGAUGGAGAACGUGUCCUAUGGACAUCCCCACUGGGCCCUGUAUCCUCCCCCUUCCACAACCAUCAUUCUUGUCAGCGGAAUAAUCCUCCUUGUUUUUGCAGUGAUUAGCAUUCUGGGGAACGCCUUCGUGAUUGGCAUAUUUUGCAGUUCUCCAUCGCUUCGAACGCCUGCAAACAUGUUGAUACUUAAUCUCUCCUGGAGCGAUUUAAUGAUGUCCACGGCCGUUCCCAUGGUGACCGUGGCUGCGCUGGAGGGGAAAUGGGUCUUUGGAAAAGUAGGUUGUGAUAUCCAUGCUAUGGUGGUUGGGAUAUUUGGUCUGAUGUCCAUGAACACUAUCGCCGCCAUUGCUUUUGAGAGGUACAAAGUCAUCGUGCGUUCCUGUCCCACCAAAGGAAGCCGGCGUCAAGUAGCAGUCUCCGUUGUAGUCACGUGGUUGUACUCUAUCCUAUGGACCCUUCCGCCGAUCUUCGGAUGGGGUCAGUACAUUCUGGAGGGCACAGGAACUUCGUGUACAUUCGACUUUUUGACACAAACUUUAGAAAACAGGUUGUUCGUGUUGGCAUUGUUCAUUGGUGGUUUCGUUGUGCCGUUCCUUGUUAUACUAGUGUGUUAUUGUAAUGUGUUUUACUACGUUCACGCAUCAAAUAAAUUACUUUUUUACUGCAGGACGAAAAAGGCCUUGAAAUCAGAGGUGAAGGUGGUGAAAAUGACAAUGGUAAUUCUUUUGCUCUUUUGUCUCUCAUGGAUUCCUUACAGCGUAGUGGCCCUUAUUGGAACAUUUGGUGAUGCCACUCAAAUCAGUCCACUAACAGCCGGUAUUCCCGUAAUAUUUGCUAAAUCCUCAGCAAUGUAUAACCCAGUGAUAUAUACGUUUUAUCAUCAAGGAUUCCGGAGAGAAUUACGACGAAGGCGAAUAUGUGGCCGGUUGUCGGCCCGUUUUUUCAACCUGAGCAGCAGUUUCGCGCAGGAACUUGACGUCAUCCACUCCAGGGGUCGAAACUCUUUAUCUGUAAGAAGAAGCAUUUGUUCGCCAUCCGCUGACCAUAGUUCUCUAUCAAGACCGAGGUUAUUCACCACAGAUUCCAUCUCUUCAAAUAAGAGGAUAUCUCAAAACGGGAAUAUCUAUUUGUCGAUUCAAUCAAGGCCUACCUCGCCUAUGAAAAAGACCCAAACGAGUGUUGAACAGGUUUAAGGGCAGUUGCAGGUGGCGCAAAAUAAUGUUGGCUCAAAACGUUUGCCCUAAAAGGCCAACUAAGCGCCAAUAACUAAUAUGCGACUGGUUUGUCAUUAUAAUUCUUAAACCUACUCAAUAAACUCAAAA
This is a messenger RNA of Lingula anatina, 2917 nucleotides long. RefSeq names its product rhodopsin-like. Gene Ontology annotation, cellular component: plasma membrane. Gene Ontology annotation, biological process: G protein-coupled receptor signaling pathway; visual perception. Gene Ontology annotation, molecular function: G protein-coupled receptor activity. Lineage: Eukaryota; Metazoa; Brachiopoda; Lingulata; Lingulida; Lingulidae. The record is from RefSeq and is a predicted model, not a curated record.